This is a messenger RNA of Scophthalmus maximus (turbot), 700 nucleotides long. It is a transcript of the gene ndufaf8, whose product is annotated as NADH:ubiquinone oxidoreductase complex assembly factor 8. The coding region runs from base 208 to 420 and encodes 70 amino acids. Lineage: Eukaryota; Metazoa; Chordata; Actinopteri; Pleuronectiformes; Scophthalmidae. Gene Ontology annotation, biological process: mitochondrial respiratory chain complex I assembly. Gene Ontology annotation, cellular component: mitochondrion. The transcript has 3 exons. The record is from RefSeq and is a predicted model, not a curated record.
GGACGUUUCCUUGAUGACGAGGUCAACAACAUGGCGCUGCCCGUGGCUUUGCAGAAAUGUGCCGCCUGCUCGUCGAUAUGUGUUGUUCAAGACUGCCAGUCAACAUUUGACCAACUGUGAAGCAGUGUCGGUUUCGGAAUCAUCUACUGUUUCUCCCUGUUGUGUUUUUCAGUUGAAUGUAAACAGCUGAAGGGCCUGGACAGCACCAUGUCGGGGUCGAACGCCUGGAGUCGCGGCCGAGAGAAAAUACGACUUUUCCCCGAACUGUUCGCUCAGUGUGCAGGAGAGGCAACAGCAUAUGGGAAGUGUGUGGCAGGCACCACGACAGGCAGACAGGAGCUGAAGAAGGACGUGUGUGCGAAGGAAUUUGAAGCACUGAAGACCUGCUUUACGAACGCUGCCAAGAAAAGAGCCAAAUAAAUGGAAACUAUCCUCGUUGUGUUAGAGGUGCGAAUGCAGUGGAGCAUCCUGAAAAACAGAACAGAUGAAAAGUGUUGCAUGGCUGGAAUUAACAGGACAGUGCUGCUACUUGGUGCUGUGAAUGUGUAUCACAGCAAAUCAAGCGAUACUUUUUAUAAUGACUGCUGAAAUGGAAACUGCACCAAUUGUUUGUUUUGUUUCUUUGCAUUGAUGUGUCCCAAGAAUAGGCAAGAUCCAUAUAACUUUGUAAUAUAAAGCUGUGAAUAAAAAGGUGCUAUUA